AUGGCAGAACCAACCGUCCACUCUCUGUUCGAGCCAGUCACUGGUACCUGGCAGUACAUUGUCUCAGAUCCGAACAGCAAGAGUGCUGUCAUCAUCGACCCAGUCCUGGACUAUGACCCCGUCAAGGCUGCAGUUUCGACGGCAUCUGCUGAUGCCAUUCUCAAAACAGUCAGAGACAAUGAGCUUAAAAUCGAGAUGAUCUUAGAGACCCACGCUCACGCUGAUCAUUUGACUGCGGCGUCAUAUCUUCAGUCAGCUCUUGCCAGUAGUCAAGGUUCAAAGCCACUCAUCGGCAUUGGAAAGCUUAUCCGCCAGGUUCAGAACUUGUUCGGAGAACGAUAUUGUAUCGACCCAAAAGAAUAUGAUACUGUUUUCGAUAAGCUGUGGGAAGACAAAGACGAGUUCACCAUUGGCACUCUGACCGCUCGUGCUGUCCAUCUCCCUGGUCAUACGCCAGAUCACAUGGGAUAUCAUAUUGGCAAAAACGUCUUUGUUGGCGAUUCCAUAUUUCACGUUGACAUCGGCUCCGCCCGCGCCGACUUCCCCGGUGGCAGCGCUGAAGCCAUCUUCAACUCUGGCCGCAAGCUUCUUGCACUACCAGAAGAUACAAAGAUCUGGGUAGGACAUGAUUACCCACCAGCUGGCCGAGAAGCCCCGGUUCCUUUCGCGACAGUAAAGGAACACAGAGAGAACAACAAGCAUCUCAAGGAUGGAAUGCGUGAGCAUGAGUUCAUUGAGAUGCGACGAAAGCGUGAUGAGUCACUUGCUGCACCUCGAUUGAUCCAUCCUUCUUUGCAGGUCAACAUUAGAGGUGGGCGACUCCCUGCGCCGAACCCGGCAGGGCUGAAGAUGAUUCAUCUACCAGUGACGGCAGCGAAACAAGUUAAAGUAUAA
Fusarium redolens is the source of this 894-nucleotide messenger RNA. Its product is annotated as beta-lactamase-like protein. Gene Ontology annotation, molecular function: sulfur dioxygenase activity. Gene Ontology annotation, biological process: hydrogen sulfide metabolic process; glutathione metabolic process. The transcript has 3 exons. The record is from RefSeq and is a predicted model, not a curated record. The coding region runs from base 1 to 894 and encodes 297 amino acids. Lineage: Eukaryota; Fungi; Ascomycota; Sordariomycetes; Hypocreales; Nectriaceae.